Messenger RNA from Lactuca sativa (garden lettuce), 874 nucleotides. RefSeq names its product protein NDR1. Gene Ontology annotation, cellular component: plasmodesma; plasma membrane. The record is from RefSeq and is a predicted model, not a curated record. Gene Ontology annotation, biological process: defense response to other organism. NCBI's taxonomy places the organism in Eukaryota, Viridiplantae, Streptophyta, Magnoliopsida, Asterales, Asteraceae.
CUUAAAAACGACAUUUUUAUUCCUCUCUUCUCCUGUGUCUAUAUAUAUAUAAAGUAAAAUACUUGUUCAUUUUUCAGUCACAAUAUAAUUAAUAUGGGAUCUUGCGCUAAAUGUUGGGGAAUAAUCAUAUCAAUAUUGGCUAUCAUAACAGCCGUGAUCGUUGUAUGCGUCUAUUUCACCAACCCAUCGGAUCCAUCAUUCACCAUCAAUGAUUUUUACGUUUCAGCCCUCAACCUAUCGGACAUUUCCUCCACCACCACCGCCGCCAAUCAGACCAUUUUCUUUGACAUGAGACUCCAUAACUCGAAUAAAGCCAUGGGAGCUUACUACGACCCUGUUAAAAUUACCUUUUUAUACAUCCCUAAUAUCAAGUUGACUUUUGUCGUUGGAGAAUACACAGUUCCAAAGUUUUAUCAACAUAAUCAGAAAAGCAUGUACGUGAGAGAAACGGUGGCCACUAGAGGCAUAGCACCCUAUAAUAGGAUGGUAACAUCCUCCGUAUUCAUAGUGAAGGUGUCCACCAAAGUCGGGUUUAAGUCACCAGCUUAUCGUAAGAAGGGGACAGUGGUUGUAGUGGCGAAUGUGAGGGUGGGACAAAAUGGAGAAAGAGAUUCAAAGAGAGGCAUUACACUCUUUGAAUCUGGUGUGGGUGAUCAUGGGCUUCGUUGUUUAGGCUUUCGAGUGAGUUUAUUGAUCCUUUCUACUGCCACCCUUUUGAUGAUUAUGUGAUUAUUUGGGAUGUAAAUACUUUGCUAAGAUAUCUAAGAAGAUUGAAAUCUAUAUAUAUCACCAUUGUAACCUGUAAACCAGUUCUUUAUUUCUGUUGUUUUGUGUGCAUAUAUAUCAUAGUGAUCAAGUGUAUCUUCCUUUGUUA